Corvus hawaiiensis (hawaiian crow) is the source of this 10851-nucleotide messenger RNA. It is a transcript of the gene SLC22A15, whose product is annotated as solute carrier family 22 member 15. The record is from RefSeq and is a predicted model, not a curated record. Gene Ontology annotation, cellular component: membrane. The coding region runs from base 218 to 1858 and encodes 546 amino acids. NCBI's taxonomy places the organism in Eukaryota, Metazoa, Chordata, Aves, Passeriformes, Corvidae. The transcript is spliced from 12 exons. Gene Ontology annotation, molecular function: transmembrane transporter activity. Gene Ontology annotation, biological process: transmembrane transport.
GGAGGGAGGCGGCCGCAUCCCGGCUGCUCUCCCCGGAACCUGCGCAUGAGCACCGCAUCUCGCCUCCCGCCCUUCCCUCCUCUUUCUCCUCCUCCUCCUUCCUCUCCUUCUGCUCCAGCUCCGCGAGGGCCCGGCCGCCGCUCCGCGCCCCGUCUCGCCCCGGGGAUGCACUGCUCGGCGGCCGCUCGUAGGAGCUGCGCGGCGGGCGGGGAGCGGGAUGGAGGUGGAGGAGGCAUUCCCGCUGGUGGGGCAGAUGGGCCCUUAUCAAGUGUACCUGUGCGUUCUGCUGGCCGUGCUCCUCCAGCUCUAUGUGGCCACUGAAGCCAUCCUCAUUGCGUUGGUGGGUGCAACUCCUCCCUACCACUGGGAUCUCCAAGAGCUCUCAGCUAAUCAGAGCCAUGGCAACCGUUCAGUGAGCGAGCAGAGAGCUUUUGGGGAAUGGCUUCUGAUUGCCAAUGGCAGUGAGGUGCGCAAGCACGUACACUUUGGCAGCAGCUUCACAUCCAUAGUCUCUGAGUGGUUUUUAAUUGGCAAUGCAUCAUACAAAGUCAGUGCUGCCAGUUCUUUCUACUUCAGUGGUGUGUUUGUUGGAGCCAUCUCCUUUGGCCAGCUCUCCGAUCGCUUCGGGAGGAAGAAAGUCUAUCUCACAGGUUUUGCUCUUGACAUCUUGUUUGCCAUUGCAAACGGAUUCUCACCCUCGUAUGAAUUCUUUGCCAUUUCUCGAUUCUUGGUAGGGGUGAUGAAUGGUGGGAUGUCACUGGUAGCCUUUGUUCUACUGAAUGAGUGUGUGGGUACAGCCUACUGGGCAUUAGCAGGUUCUAUUGGUGGCUUGUUCUUUGCAGUGGGAAUUGCCCAGUAUGCUUUAUUAGGGUACUUCAUUCGUUCCUGGAGGACUCUGGCUGUUGUGGUUAACCUGGAAGGAACACUCGUCUUUCUUCUCUCUCUAUUCAUUCCCGAGUCCCCCCGCUGGCUCUAUUCCCAGGGCCGUCUGAACGAGGCAGAAGAUGCCCUCUACCUCAUUGCAAAGAGGAACCGCAAGCAGAAAUGCACUUUCUCAUUAAAACUCCCAGCAGAGAGGAGCUCCAGAGAGGCUGGCAGCUUUCUGGACCUGUUCCGAUACAGGAUUCUCUUGGGACGCACCUUGAUCAUGAUGUUCACCUGGUUUGUGUGCAGCUUGGUUUACUAUGGUCUUACCCUUAAUGUGGGUGACUUAGGUGGAAGUAUUUACGCCAAUUUAGCCCUGUCAGGCUUGAUAGAAAUCCCAGCGUACCCAAUCUGUAUUUACUUGAUUAACCAAAAGUGGUUUGGUCGGAAGCGAACAUUGAGUGCGUUUCUGUUCCUGGGAGGAUUGGCUUGUCUUAUUGUCAUGUUUCUGCCUAAGAAGAAAGAUACUGGAGUGUUUGCAGUGGUGAAUAGUCACUCUCUGUCUUUGCUGGGAAAACUGACAAUCAGUGCUGCUUUUAACAUUGUCUACAUCUACACAUCAGAACUUUAUCCUACAGUCAUCAGGAAUGUUGGAAUGGGUGCCUGCUCCAUGUUUUCCCGUGUUGGUGGAAUCAUUGCGCCUUUUGUCCCUUCAUUGAAAUCUGUACAGUGGUCUCUGCCUUACAUUGUGUUUGGAGCAACUGGUCUGUUGUCUGGGCUCUUAAGCUUAUUGUUGCCAGAGACCUUAAACAGCCCUUUGCUAGAAACUAUAUCAGACCUGCAAGUGUGCUCAUACUGGAGGCUGGGUGAUGAAGCCAUGUCAUUACAAGCCCUAGAUGGCUCACAGUCUGGAGACAAAGACAGUUCUACAGGGAGUGGAAGUGAAGAUGAGGAGUUCUAUGAUGCUGAUGAAGAGACUCAUAUGAUCAAGUAAUGCAAAGAAGAAACACUGGCUUAUUUUAUGGUUCUUCUUGUCCAGUCAGUUCAGCUAUAUGACAAGUACUGGGGACCUUGCUUGUCAGGGAAUGUAGUUGGACAAGUGCCUGUGUUUUUCCUUAUUAGGAGAGGGAUUUGAGUACUGUUCAGACUGAUGAUGUCACUGAUGCGCUCCAUACGAGGCAGCCAUUCCAAAUCUUGUGGUUCAGAAUGACAGUGCAUGGACUGCAUUUGAAGCCAGGUGAGACAGCAAGAGUGGGAUGAUGUAUUUCAGAAGCCCAGGAAGUAACCUAGGCUUAGACAGAUUUGGACAGAUCAUCAGUGCACAUGUUGGUAUUUUAUUUUCAACGUGGUGGAUUUUGUUCCAGUACAAAUUGAUAAACUUGAAAACAACCACUGUAUUUUUCCAUAGGAUGAAAGUGGUCAGAGAGAGUGCUGUGUGCUACUCCACUGGGAACAAAUUGCCGAAAUUGUAUGUUAAAAUGGCUUUUGCAUAUUCAGUAAGAGGAGAGGCAGCUAUGAACAUAAGGUUUCUUUGUGUGCACACCUGUGCAGAGUUACAGGUGCAGCUGGUUAGUCAUGAGCUGGGCUUUAACUUAGUGAUAAUGGAAGGCUGGGAGGAAGGACUACACAAAAGAUCAACCACAAAGCCUGAAAAUGUAAGGAAUGUUACUCACUUUUUUCUUUCUUUUCAUACACGAAAGCUUUUUCUUGGUCUGUCUUGUGCAUAUGUUUGCCACGUGUUCCCCACAUCUCAGCACUGCUGUUCAUAGCUUUGCCUAGUUUUACCUUGUCUUCACUUUUGCCAUAAAUACUGAAGCUCAGCAACUUCUCUGUGGAGUGAAAUAAUUCCGUGACAGAUAUCAUUUCCUGGGUGUGACAAAGGUGAGGUAUUUAUCGCAUACCGUGUGUGUGGUGUGUUAGAAUGUAUAGCUCACUUUUUUGGACCUAUCUGGGUCUUUAUUUCUGGAAAAGACUUAACUCUGAAGUGGUGAGAGGAACUGUGGGGUGCUGUUAUAUUUUGGGCAUUAUUGUCAGGAAGCUGCUAGUGUUUAUUUUUAAAUAAUCUUGUGUGUAGAUAGGUUCUUAUUUAAAAGGAAAGCAAAUCUCUUUGGACUUUUUUGGUUAUUUGAUGUUUUUUAACUAGUGCUUGCUCAAGCACUUGGUUACUUGGCCUUGUUAAGGAAAACAACUUCACUUCCCUGUUUCCACUGAACUUUCUGUACGUGCUUCAUUCAAGGGAUAUGGAAUCAUGAAAUAUGAAACAUGAACAUUUGAAAUUCCAACUACAAAAAUGAGGCUUUACAAAGAUUCAGUUUUCUUGAGGACAUUGUCAUCUUCAUCCUCUAACCUGCGGCUUUCUCUUUGUUAAGAUUGGUUUCCAUAAAAUGUUUGUUAGUCUUCCUACUUGGAGUCCCUAGCAAAGUGCCACACAAUGGCAGCAAAUAUAUUUUCAGGCUCACUAGCCAUUUUUGCAAAUCUUAGAAUUAAAAAAGGGUGUGUAAAAAAUCAAAAAGCUGUCUGCUGAAUACUUCCUGGUUAAACUGGGAAGUUCCUUUACUCUGCAAGGAAGUGCAAGUAAACAGCACCUAAAGUUUGCAGCUAGCUGCUUGAACUUUGCUCACUGGGAACUGUAAUGCUGAGCCAAGUGCAACUACCCUGGCUGGUGCAGAGGGCAGCCCAGAGUCUGCACGUGCAGGGUUUCCACUGGGUCUGAACUUGAUCCAGGUGUUGACUAAAGAAAGUUGGGAACUUCAGUCCCUAUGGACAGUGUAUCAAUAUUGUUGUGAUUUUUGCCUGUAUUACAAGCUUUACUAGAAGAAUUCUCACCCAUGCUCUUCACUUUUUUUUCCGCCCCAGAAUGUUGAGUAGUUGUUGUAGGUGUGGCACUUUUUAACCCAACUGGGUGGUCUUCCUGCCUUACUUGGCCCUUUUGUAUAUAAGAAAAUUUCACCAAAUAAGGUACUCAGUAGUUGAAAAGGUUGAAUCUAUUCAAAUAUUUUUAAAUCUUUUAUUCACAUUUUAAUUUAUGGACAGCUGGGAAAAUGACUUUUUGUUGCUGAUGGCAAACAGCAGCAAGCCUGGCAGUAUUAACAUGUUGCCAAGAGCCAACAGUUGUUUUUAGGUGUUUCUUGCCUCUGUUCCUCCUUGGGUGGUGGGUGGUAUAAGUCAGGAACUGUCAUUAUCUACUCCUGGCAACCCUGUGUAAUGCCACAAGACACCUCAAUAUAAUUUUCAUUAGCAGUAGGAUCCUGUAAUGGUUCAGGUGGAGAAGAUCACUCUUUACAGGACCUGAGCUAGAUUUUGUUACAGUUUAAAAUUAAAUUUACCUCUCCACUCAUGUACUUUUAUAUCAUUGGUAUACAUAUGUAAAAUUGCAAAAAAAUGAGUGAAGACAAAAUUAGCAAUUUUUUUGCAUAGGAAUUGCUGCUCUUUUUUUAACCUUGAAUCUGUCCCAUGUUUUCACCAUUGGAAUUUUAAAGUGAAUAUUUAAAAAGGAAUAUUACAUCUUCCAUUGUUACUUUCCUGUAUCAGUUACAUCAGAAAGCUUAGAGGAGAGAAUCCCUGCAGGAGGAGCUCAGCAAUGUAGCAUCAGACUUUGCUCUCCAGCUUUGUGUUCUGAAGUUCACAUCCAUUAGGCGCAUUAAGUUUCUUUUCUGAGGCCGUUCAUUUUUAAUAUGAGCUGGCCUUCUGGUACAGAAACCUGCAGGAUCACUUUUUUCCUUACCCAUAAUAUGUAAUGCUUUACAAUAUUGAGAUAGUCAUGCUCUGUAUAGCAUUCACUGGUGAGAGGUGCAACACAGUGUUCUGUAGCCCGUGUGCAUUUCCUGUGUCUAGGUGGAGCACCACUGCUGAGCAGCUGUUCCUCACUGAACAGUGCCUGUUGUUGUGGGUCUCACAACCAUGGUACUUUAAAGCCCAAGUCAGAAGGUCGGAGAGAACUUGUGAUUUUGAAGUCUGAGCAGGCUCAGACUUCAAUUGAAUUUCAGUGUCUGGGUAGUAAAUUUGCCAUGAGGAGCUCCUGGAAAGCAGAGGAUGAUACAGCACUGGAUACAUCAGUUUACUACAUGUUGUAGUGCUAAGAGUCUGAGGCCCAAGGCCCUUCUAUGCUUCAGUGCAAUAUGAUAAUCUUCUCCCAUGUUUUUUGCUAGAGUAGCUGGCACUGUUGGCUAUUUUUGUGUUGUGCAAGCACUAAGAUACCUUUUCCCAAGAUGGAAUUUCUUCUCUGGAUUCCUUUGGCUGUGAUUUUUUUUUUUUUUUUUUUUUCAGGUAGCUCACUUAGUGGGAUUAUGUUAGAGAGGAGAGAGCCUUUCCCUUGGUGCUGAUUAGUCAGGUCUUAAUACUGUCUCAGCAGAAUCCCAAACAUACCUCACCUAGCUGGGGACCUCAAGUGAUGAGUGAAUACAGCUAAGAGUGAAGGAGAGUGACAGGUCAUGUGAGGCAGCAUGGAAGAGAAUGAGCUGGAAGAAGUAAAAAACAGUGGAGGAUUCAGCUGAAACACUUUAGGGCAAGGGUAAGUGAAAACACAAAAUAGCAGCUGGUGGGUAGAAAUAGCCCUCUUGCUCCUUGUCUUCACUUUAAGCUUCUGCUUUCAGAGCUAGUAUUGGUUCCAGGAGGUCAUACUGGGCAUAUCAGUUUCAUAAUUUCCUUUUUAAUGUCAGCUGUGUCCAGCACUGCCUCUUUAGUGAUGAAACGUUUCUUUGGAUCAAUAUAAAAUGUGGCCUGCCUGUUUUCUUUUGGACUCAGCUUCUUUAUGAAAUGGCAUGGCACCAGAAUAAUUUUUUGGAGAGUGUUGUAUAACUGGUCAUUAUGGCUUAAUUUGCCAGCUUUCCUUUAGGACAGGAAUGUUGGAAUUAUUUGAUGUGUUUGUCAUGCAACCUCUUGUGAAAUUAUACUUCAGCCUUCUAAAAGGAUUUUACUACCUGGCUGUUUUUGAUAGGCUGAAGAGAAUACAAUACAAGUGAUUAGACAAGUUUAUUUUUUUAAACGUCCCCUGAAAACAAAGCUAGUGCUUUCUCUAUAGGAAUUGGGAAAGUGCUGCUCAGAGACCCCUGACAUGCCAGAAACUUAGAAGCUCUGUGUUAAAGGAGGGCCAGAGAUCACUCUCUGUUCAGGUCAGGAUGCUGAGUGGAGAAGAUGCCCGCACCCCUCCUGACACCCCUAAUUAAUGUGGAGCAGGUUGUAGGUUGUUUCCACCAUAGUUACAGUCAAGGCUUUAAGGAUGGGAUCCACAUGCUCAUCAGCUCACAGUGUGCAAUCCAUGCCAGGGUUUCCAAACUGUGUGGACAUACUGAGGUUAGUAGGGUAUCAUUUACAGAACCAUGGGGAAUGCAGUUGAGCCAUGUAUUUUCCAGUGUAUUUCAGCUAAGCAUAUAAAAGCACUUUGCAACAGAAUGUGUUUUUUGUACUGAGGUAAAGGGGAAAGUGAGGAAUUUUUCCUGGAGUGUGUUAAAAGAAACAUCUGAGCUAAAACUCUUGUUCCUGAGUCUUCUGCAUAAUCACGGAAUGCAGAUUUGUUAAGUAGUAGUUUGUUUUAACUGAAGCUGUGUAUCCCUUUUCCCACCCUGUUAGAGUUUCCCUGGUCAUGCUCUUUGACCCAGCUGAAACUGUGACUGCAAACUGUGAGCCUUGCAGUAAAGAUGUCAGAAAAGCCCAAGAGCGGUGCUGUCAUUUGAUGGUGGAAGUUAGUCUGGCCUGACACAGUGUCUGUGUCAGAAAUGUCUAUAUUCAGCUGUUUACCAAACAGGAGACUUAGGGUAUAGCUGUAUUUUGAGUCUCAUUCAUUUUAUCUUACUGAGAGAUUGUUACAUGGAAGAAAGACACCUACAUAAGAAAACCUCUCUGGCAGAUCUAACUGUAGAAUUGGAGGGCAAACAAAUUUAUACAUAAUUUUUCCAUGCUGUGUAUUUUUAAUGCCUUGUCUAGUCUGUUGUAGCCUUCAGAUUUUCCAGGUGCUACUGUUAUUUAAGGCUAGAGGAGCUGGGUAAAACUUUUACCCCAACAGUCUGAAUUUACUGAACUUUCUUAUCUUAAUUUUAGUACUACUUUCUGUUUCUGUCAUUCUGAAAAGUGCUCCUAUAUGUGCCUAAUAGGGAACGGGGUUCUUUGUUCUAAUUUGAAGUGCCUGUUUUAUAAAAACAGUCUUUAAUUUCCUCAGUAAAUUUUAUAUGGGACUAUGUGUAAAGUAGCAUCAUAGAAUUGGAUUAUUUAAGUGCCAAAGACAGUUUUUGCUGGAAAGCAAUAGCCCAAAACUAGUUCUAGCUUCCUUCAUUUAGAAUUCUUCCAUGCAGCCUGCCAGAACUGGUAUUUACAAGCAUCCCUGAAACUAUAGGGACAGAGAGUUACCUUUGUUUGCUUGUCUUUCAUUGCUCAGUUCACUUAAGUAGCUUUUGUUUCUGAGAAACCAAAGAAAUUAAAUGAAGGAUUAAAGUGUUCAUUUUGUAGGACGUUCAGAAUUUAUACCAUGGAGCUAUUACAGGGAAAUCUGCCGAGCCUGUUUGAUUCUGAGUUGCAAAUGUCAAAGUUUAGUUAAAGACUGAUAAAACCUGGUUAAAAACUACACACUGGAAUUUGUUUGUCCAUUCAUCAAUCUUAAAAAUUAACAUUGUUAGUAAACAGCUUGCCUGCAGCUUCAUGGAAUCUAGCAUAUUUUUAUAAAAUGCACACUCUGAGGCAUUUGUAAAUAAUAAUGUAUAAAUUUUAAAUCCCGAUUACAACUAAUAUUGACUGCAAGUCAGCCUUGUCAUGCCUGCAUAUUUGUCAGUAAAAAAGCAGGUGGAUAAAACUUUGUGCAGCAAGGGCUGAUUACCCCCAGAAGAAAGAUUAUUUCUUUUAAACCAUUCUCUACUGUGUGUACAGAAUGAAGGGGGACCAUGGGGUGUCAGGGUAUUCUCAUGUCUAGCAAGAUUGUAGGUUGGAGUAUGUUCAAGUACUUGCCCACCCUCAUUUACUAAAGGUUUCUAGAGGAAAUCUGUCUUUAUCAUGCUGUUACUGCUUCCCACCAACAGAUCUGAGGUGCUCAUAUUAUACCUACCUUGUCAGGAACCAGGCAGAAAGUAUGGCAGUAAGAAAACCUUUGCCAUUAUUGAAAGUUGUAUUUACUUAAACAUAUCCUGGGAGAGAGAUCUGGUACAUCUGUUUUGAAACAAAAUGUUUUUAAAUUAUGGAAACCUGAUUGGGAGACAGGCAUUUCUGAUGUUAGUUUGUAGGAAAAAUCAGUUUUGCAGAUACUGAUGAAAACUGUUACAGAACAAACAACUGCUAGGUGAUUUGUGAUGAGAGCUGUGCAUGCUGUGAUUUCAAGUAUGCCUCUAAAAUACUGGUUUCUAAUAUUUGAUCCCUUUCACUCCUCAAAAUCCAAACCAAGUUUUAUUUUGUUCUUGUUAAAAUUUGAGUAAUGUGGGAAAGGGAAGUAUAUUUUUCAUAUGGAUACUUUUUUUGCACUACCUUUGCCUCCUGAGUCAAAUAAUAGUUUGAUUUUUUUAAGCUACCUCUUUAUGUUGAGCUUUUUUUGUCACUUUUGUAUUUUAUUGAUUUUUGGGAAACUACAAAAUAUUUCCUUUUUUAUUUGUGUGGGAAUCCAUGGCUUAAAGUCCUCAAGUCAUCCUUCUCUUUAAAGUUUUUCUCAAAGGCCUUUUAAAUUUAGUUAAAAGACUUAUGACUUUCAAGGAGCAUAAUAAUUACACGGUUAGAACAUGGCUUUUCUGUAUAUACUGUUUGCCUCUAAAAGGGCCAGAAAGCCCUUAAUUUUUUACUAAUGUCAGUUGAGGACAUGACUUUUCAGGGGCAGUAAGUUUUGAACUGGGGGGCUUUAAUCAAUUUAAUUUAUUGCCAAUUCGAGUUUUUAGUUUCUGCUUUGGUAUUUGAAUUAAAAAUAAUUAAAACACUUAAGAAAAACACUGCUGCUUUUCUCCAGACACUGGUCUUCCUUCUCUCUCCCCAUGCCAUCCUCAAAUUCCUUGACUGCUUGUCAUGCUCAAUCCCUUCAGCAAGGCAACAGGCAGCACAGGAGACUGGGAUCAGUCUGUUGUGCUUCUGUUUAUUUGCUGCUCUUCAUUUCUUGUUCCGCUGCUCUCUUGUGGGUUUCAGCACCAGGCACAGUCCCUUUAGAGUUGUAGCUCCUUUUGAGUCUGCUCUCGGCCUCUGCUCAGGCUAUGAUUUUCCUUUGGUGUUUCUCCUGCUCAGCUGUCUCUCAGUUUCUCUUGUGCUGGCGUGGGCUUAUCCUUUUUUCCUCUUCGUGUUGCAGCACUGUAAUCUCUUUUUCUUGGCAUUUACAGCCCUGUCUUAAACAUGCUUUUGUCAAAGUGCCAGCUGCUCCUCUGGCAGUGUUGGAGUGCAGUGGGUUAGUGCUCACUGGGCCCAAGAGGCAGUGGGCACUAUGUGAAACACAGGAGGAUCCAUCUGAACGUAAGGAAGCACUUUUUUAAUGUCAGGGAGAUGGAGCACUGGCACAGGUUGGCUGGAGAGGUUGUGGAGUCUCCAUUUGUGCAGAUACUCAGGAGUCAUCUGGACAUGGUCCUAAGCAGUCUGCUUUAGUAGUUGGUUCUGCUUGAGCAGGGAGGUUGGACCCGGUGACCUCCAGAGGUCCCUUCCAUCCUCAGCCAUUUUGUGAUUCCUAUGCUGGCUGCUGCUGAGCUGUCUGGGACCAGCACAGGCAGUCCCUGGCAUCUUCCCUUACAAGACACCCUGCAGCCCCCUCACUGCCAAGGCCCUGACAGCUGUGCUCGUACACUGCUCUACAGGGUUUUCUUGCAAAUCAAGUCCUUAGCUUGGGCUGACAGUUUGAGAGUGGUGGUUGGUACUGUAUUGCCUUUCUGUGUUGCUGUUGUCUUAGGUCAAGUAACUGAAACUCCUAAGGAUAUAAUCAGACAUUUACAGCCAAGUUCUGUGUCUGUUUGCAUUUACAUCCUUGCUAAUUUCAGAAGACAGAACUUGGACCUCCUCUUGACCAGAGGACCAGCCAAAGGAGUAACUCACUUUUUUACUGCUCCACCCUUCAUCAUAAUGAAAACAAAUCUUUGUAUAGUCUCUAUAUCCUGUAGACUUUGCAUUGUUUUUUUACUCCCAUUUAAUUUGAUCUAACAAUCUAAAGUCCUUGCCACUUGAGAGCUGAGUAACAGGAAAUUGGUGGCGGGGGCAGGGGGAGCAGAUUCAGUUCAAAAAUGAAGUUUGUAUAUAGUUGAUGUGUGUAUUGUUGAAUAUUUAAUUUGGAUUAAUGGAAUACUGAGUGUUAUGACCCUUCCCAUGUUAAAAUGAGGACUGAUAUAUUUCAGAAGUACUUUCUCUUCUUUAACUGUAUUGGUGUGUUACUGUUAACUCAGAGCUGUACUGCUGAAAACUCUGUUGGUAGAAUACUUCAUCUGAGAAGUCACAACUGAAGACAGCAUAAGCUUUUCCACAGUAGACCUUUUAUGGUGAUAUAAUCAUAUGUUCUGUGAACAGCUGUUGGAUCUAUCUUUUUAAGAUGUUCUUUGCCAUAGGUGAGGGGCCAUAACAAAUGUUGAAAUAUUCAAAAUAAUUGCACUUAUCUAUUCUGUUUUCUUAAUGUAUUUCGUAUGCAUACUGCCUUACCUGUAUGUAUUGUACUUCACCGGAGGCACAAAAGUAAAUACCAGGUUUUUAAUUUACAAUAUGUUAAUGAGUUUUUAAAAUAAUUCUGUAAUACUAAAUAUUUUCCAGUGAUCUCUGUCUAUCAAGAGAGGGUGAUGGUGGGUAAGCCCAGGUGAAUUUAGUCAAAAGUUAAUAUUGGUGGUCUUUGCAUUCUCUUUUAAUUUCUGAAUUACUUUGAUAAUUUUAAAUACAUCUUUUCUUUUAGGAAUUUUGUAGAGGCUGACCUAUGUUAGUAAGCCAACUUUUAGGUGAUUUGUAACAGCUCUGAUACUGCCUCUGACUCGUACAGUUCAUCCAAUGUCUUUGUAACUUAUUUUGUGCCUUUUCUUCCCCUGACACAAAAUGUCUCAAUAAAAACAACUUAUUUUGCAACACUCCAAA